Molecule: messenger RNA, 2694 nt
Organism: Truncatella angustata
Lineage: Eukaryota; Fungi; Ascomycota; Sordariomycetes; Amphisphaeriales; Sporocadaceae
Product: actin interacting protein 3-domain-containing protein
Exons: 1
Biological process (GO): establishment of cell polarity
Cellular component (GO): cytoplasm; cell tip
Molecular function (GO): cytoskeletal regulatory protein binding
Source: RefSeq, a predicted model, not a curated record
UCUAGCGGCUCGAACAUGCCCUUGUCACAAAUAGAGAAAAGUGUCACUCACCUGCUCGUCGCCACGAAACAACUCCUCGAAACACUGACACAAUGGUCGCGCGGCGCCGCCACCGACACCCAGGUGUCCGACGUCUACGUGAGGCUGGGAUACGAAUUCAACAUGGCCUGCCGCGCAUUCACCGCUAUCAACGUUGAUACCUCAGACCUAGGAAACGUCCCCGAAAACCUCAGGCAUAUCCUCGAAUCAACCUUGAGCCAGGAGGCAAGCACCGAAAGCCUCGAAAAGUACCUGCCGAGGAUACGUGAUAUCAUCAUAAAUCUUCUGCACGGACUGAAGCGCAAACAACAAAAGCUUCGCGCAAAGCAGGCACGCGACAAAGAGGGCGGCGCCGCCUCACCCGAUGCUGAGUCGAGCAUGGCAAAUCGCACCCUGAGCAGCAGUACCACCGGAAGCUCCGGCACAGGGCUCACCACCUUACUGAACGAAGGUUUGGGGGAUCAUAGCUACAACGGCGGACGCGAUAGCUCAGGGUCGGGAGGGCCCCCUGGGGUGAACGGUUCACCGUCACGCAAGUUACAGCCGCGAGAUCAAACCCAAUCCUCUAUUGCGUCGGACCAAUCUUCAUUAUCGAGCAACACUAUGCAAAGUAUACCAGUCAUGCCGCCGUAUCCUGGCGACGAAUCCACCAUUCCGGCCGGUCCCUCGGCUGUGCCCAUAGAUAUCGACUCUUUCCCGCCGCCCCCUCCGCCUCCCAAAUCACAACAGAGUGCUCUUGCUGCUUUGCAGAGAGGGGGUGACUUGGAAAGGAGGGCCUCGAGGAGGUACUCUGCCUACCAAGUCUCCAAAAUGCUUGGGGCGCCCACCAAUGGCGUGCCUAUGCUACCUUCGCAAAAUACCCCGAUACCGAACAGAGGGCGCGGUGAAGUACGCGAGUCGCUGCGCGCUGUACAGCUGAGGGAGGCUAUGAAACACAACAGGUCCGAUUCGAACCAGUCAAAGACCACCUUCGAGUCCUCACCAAACAGGAUACCCAGCAAGGUUUCCGAAGCAAGCCUACCGAUCGAGCAGACUAAGCCCCGGCCUAGGUCGCCUCAAGCUACCUCACCGGAGGAGAGGUACAGACCUAGUGCGACUAUUUCUGGGCCUCUGGAUGAUGCUUUCCCUAUUGGUCCCGGCUCGCCUGAAAAGACAAGGGCGUCAUCAAUAGACACAUCGGCUGAGCAGAAGCCGGAGCCACCGCAGACUCAAGAGCGGCCAAAGACGCCCCAACAGCAGCCACAAGCGAACAGCAUCGUGGAGCAGUCACCGCCGCUCGAUAGGGAGUUGACUCUCUUUCUGCAAUACAAAUCCAAAGUCAAGAAGUUUGUCUUGCCCGAAGGCUAUACGGGUUUGACAAUCGGAAAAUUGCAGUUGGCUUUUAUCGAGAAAUUCUCAUGGAAUACGGCGCUGAAUGGCUCUGAUCUGCCCGAAAUCUACAUUCAAGAUCCCGUUUCCGGUGUUCGCCAUGAAUUGGAAGAUCUCUCUGAUAUCAAGGAUCGAACCGUCUUGGCACUCAACAUCGAGACGCUCGACGAGGUUAAAAAGCACAUUGAUGAGGGCAUAGGAGCUCUGAAGAAGGCGGUAGAGGAAGUCAAGCAGAACGUCGACGAUCAAAGCACGGCGCUGCAAAGGGUGUCUGACCGCACACUAGAAACUGCAAAAGAAAUGGCUCGUUUAGCAUCUCAACCUCCAGUCGUCAUGGAGCCUUCUGGUUCGAAAACAGCUGGCCCCGGAGCGAAACUCAACCCAAGCCAGCUCAGAGAACUACAGAGUCUUCGGCGAGACUUGGCUGUCAUGCGCCAGACUUACUCCAACUUCCAAACAGAGAUCCAAAGCUCCAUGUCCACAUUACGUAACAAGGCCAACAAUGUCAAGGUUGCUGCAGCCAAGGCUUCUGUCUCCAACUCGGACAAUGGUUCCGGUCCUGUUUAUGUUGCCAAGGGUCGUAAACAGCUCAACACUGACUCCGACCACCUUGUCACCAAGGUGGAUGAUCUUCAAGAUCUCGUCGAAGACUUGCGGAAGGACGUCGUACACCGUGGCGUUCGCCCCGUGCCCCGUCAACUCGAAGAAGUAUCGAAGGACAUCCAGAACCUGACCAAAGAGCUCACCAAGGUUCGCGAUUACAUGAAGCGUGAGAAGCCUGUCUGGACCAAAAUCUGGGAGAAAGAGCUCGAGGAUGUAUGCCAAGGACGAGACGAACUCAAGGUUAUGGAAGAUCUCAUGGUUGAUUUGCAGGAUGAUCUUGAAAAGGCAUCUGAGACUUUCGCGCUUGUCGAGCAAGCCACUAAGGAACAAAUGAAGGAUACCACACCGACAGCACGACAGUUCUCCAAGGGUCUUAGCAAUCUUGGCAACAGUUCUGAUCCGUCAGCCGCCAAGGAGGGUGUUCUUGGCGAAGUAAGAGCUUUGCAGCCAAACCACGAAGACAGACUCGAAGCAAUCGAAAGAGCGGAAAGGUUGAGACAGAAAGACCUCGAAACUAGAGCAGAGAACCCCUUGAAGAAAGAAUUGGCUAGCUUUGUUGAAGAGGGCAAGCUGAAGAAGAGCGGCGGCUUUGAAGAAGUCGAGCGCGCUCGAAAGGCAAAAGACGAUAGAAUCAGACGUGAGGUUUGGGAGAGGAUGAAUGGUAUCGUCCCAGAGGAGCCAAUC